Mustela lutreola (European mink) is the source of this 5945-nucleotide messenger RNA. RefSeq names its product secretion associated Ras related GTPase 1B (gene SAR1B). The transcript is spliced from 7 exons. Gene Ontology annotation, molecular function: GTP binding; GTPase activity. Bases 134 to 730 code for a protein of 198 amino acids. The record is from RefSeq and is a predicted model, not a curated record. Gene Ontology annotation, biological process: endoplasmic reticulum to Golgi vesicle-mediated transport; vesicle organization; intracellular protein transport. Gene Ontology annotation, cellular component: endoplasmic reticulum exit site; COPII vesicle coat. Lineage: Eukaryota; Metazoa; Chordata; Mammalia; Carnivora; Mustelidae.
GGCCCGGAAGGAGCUGACGGGAGCUGGGACCUCGGCAGCCAUCGCGUUUUGCAGUUCGAACUAGAAGGUUGUAGGGCGGACUCCAGGUGGAGAAUUGCGAUCUGCCCAUUCGCAGACCCACUAAGAUUUCGAUAUGUCCUUCAUAUUUGACUGGAUUUACAGUGGUUUCAGCAGUGUGCUACAGUUUUUAGGAUUAUAUAAGAAAACUGGUAAAUUGGUAUUUCUUGGAUUGGAUAAUGCAGGAAAAACAACAUUGCUACACAUGCUAAAAGAUGACAGACUUGGACAACAUGUCCCAACGUUACAUCCCACUUCAGAAGAACUAACCAUUGCUGGCAUGACCUUUACAACUUUUGAUUUGGGUGGACAUGUGCAAGCUCGAAGAGUGUGGAAAAACUACCUUCCUGCUAUCAAUGGCAUUGUAUUUCUGGUGGAUUGUGCAGACCAUGAAAGGCUGUUAGAAUCAAAAGAAGAACUUGAUUCACUAAUGACAGAUGAAACCAUUGCUAAUGUGCCUAUACUGAUUCUUGGGAAUAAGAUUGACAGACCUGAAGCCAUCAGUGAAGAGAGGUUACGAGAGAUGUUUGGUUUAUAUGGUCAGACAACAGGAAAGGGCAAUGUAUCUCUGAAGGAACUGAAUGCCCGACCCUUAGAAGUUUUCAUGUGCAGCGUGCUCAAAAGGCAAGGUUACGGAGAAGGUUUCCGUUGGAUGGCACAGUACAUUGAUUAACAACCACUUGCAUCGGUUCCAGGUCUCAUCAUUCAGGCCUACUCAGAGAUUUGAUCCACUCAACAUGCAUAACUUGAAUUCAAUAGACUUUUGUUGGUUAGAAAACAGAUUUUUUUAGAUUAUUAAUAUUAUAUCAACUUAAUUUGAGUGCAAAUUGAAAACUGAUUCAAGUUUGAGUAUCACAAUGUUAGCUUUCUAAUUCCAUAAAAUAGUUUAUACAGUUUAUAAUCUGACAUUAUCCCCAGUGCCAUUUAUAAAGAACAACUUUCCAGCAGUACAUUUGAAGCACUUUUUAACAACGUAAAGCUACGAAUACAAACCAUGUUUAAAAGCUCAUCAUGUUAAAUUUUUAUGUACUAUUUUGGAACUAGUUUUUAAAUUUUAGAUUAUAUGUCCACCUAUCUUAACUGUACAGUUAAUAAUUAGGUUAUUGAUGAUUGCAUGAUGCCUUACAGUUUUCAAUAAUAUUUUUUCUUAUGCAAAUGUCAUGCAAUAAAACAUAUCCUGAUGUUUGGCAUCUUUGUUGGGCAGGUGUUUCAUUUUAAUGUGUCUUAUCUAGCUAGUAUGCUCUGACGUUUUUAGUAUUUAAUAACAUACGUAUGAGGGGGUUGUGGGGCAGGGAGAUCACUUCAGAAUUUUUAGGAUAAUGUGUAAGUCUCUAGAAGCUUUUGCAUUUACCAGAAGACACACUGUGUUUGGUUCCAUUUUACACAUUUCUUUCUGCAUCGCGUGUAUUUGUCCAUGAUUAAUGCUGAUGGGAUCCACUUUUAGUUUCUGUGGGAUCCGUCUUUUGAAGAAAAGCAUAUCUGGUACAACACAGGGUUAAUUGGGGGUUUGAUAGGCCUAUAGCUCCAUUCCAGUUGUCUGAUUCUGAAGUGUUCCAACUUACCGGUGCCCUGUUUGGUCAUUUGUGCCUUUUCACCAAAAGUAGUGACGGGCACCAGUGUCCCCACAUUUAGAGGUACUCCCCACUCCCUUUUAAAUAAUGAUGCAACAGGUAGCACAGCACCUUGUGCGUAGCUUCAUUGUAGAGGCCUGUAUGUGUGAGGAGAAAGGAAGCCUAUCUGCCAUCUGAGCUGCGUGGGGAUUCUGGUCCUGUCCUAUAGCUCUUUUGCAUUGUUUGGCAUAUUUUAUUUCUCAUUAGAAAUCAAUGAAUGCUUGUGUUCGAUUUUCUUUUUUCUUAAUUGCUGUCAGCUCUUACUUUAUAUUUAUAGCACAAAGUCUUUUGUUUUUACAAGUAAUGCCUGCUGUGUGAUAGCAUCUGCAAGCCUCACUGAUAGAUUAAUGUUUUAGGUAGCUUUUAAAGCACUUUAACUUUCUAAGAAAUUGAGUAAUUCUUUUCCAUGAGGUUCUGAGAUUCCUAUAAUUACUAAAAUAAGCUGAAAGAUAAGUGCCAAAUAUGUAUUUUUAAAGACUCAAACUUAAGAGAGUUAGUUCUCUCUUGGUUAUAAACCAGGAUUUUAUAGUAUAUUUAACUAGUUCCAUUGAGAAUAGAUUGCUCCAUUCCAUCAAGAAUAAUUUUAACAUCAGAAUUAGUGUUUUCUUUAGCUUUUUUCCAAAUCAGUUACUCUAGUUCUAUCAUUAAUAAUGGAACAUCUGAGACAGAUUAAGGAUUAAGAGAUAUGACUGGAAGGAAUCACCAGUUAGCUAAAUCAACAAGGUCAUUUCAGCAUGACCUCUGGUUUUAGUAAUAUGGCUCUUCUGUUUCACUUUAACCUUUCUUUCAAAUGAAAAUAAGAGCUUCUUCCCUCCUCCGAAUCAUCACUAGCAUCAUGGGAAAAGGAGGAGAUGACAUAUCAACCUGUUGGUUUAUUUUGCCACAUUUAAUUCAAGUACUCACUCUUAGGGGCACCUGACUGGCUUAUUUUAUGGAGCAUGUGACUCGACCUUGGGGUUGUGAGUUCAAGCCCCACACUAGAUGUAAAGAUUACUUAAACGAAUGAAAAAUAAAUCAAGUACUUCUAAUAUCCUGACUAAACAGAACUAGGCCUUAUUAAAAGUAACUGUCUCUUGUUGGUAUCUAUCUUGAGCACCUACAAGGACAUUGCAUUUUCUUCAAGUAUUUCCUUAUAUUGUGAUAUUGUGAAAUCAAUUACUUGUGUCAUAAAUUGGUAUAAAGGAAAAAACCCUCCUAAUUUCUCUGAAGUGGAGAAAUGCUUUCUGGUAACAAAAUAUAUCAUUCCAGAAUUCUCAUUCUAGUUCUGACACUGGGAUCAUAGAAUUAAAGUCAGUUGUGGACCACAACUAAACUGUGGCUCUUUUCCCAAUGAUGAGAGAUUCUUACGGCCUGAAUGUUCAGAAAUGAAGCUGCACAUAGCAGCAAGUGGCUUUCAUCUCAGCUCUGGGGAGAUGGGCCCGAGUCAUUGGGCUUACCAUCUCACUCUUCCAGCUCCUCUGAACACAUCCAUUGAGUCACUGCUCCCCUUCAAGAGAAGCAUAUUAAGAGAAUUGCAAGAAAAAGUAAAAGCACAUGGGGAAGACAUUUACUCUCUACAUGCUUGUGCAAGUAUGUGCGCCUGUUCAGUAUUUUGGGGGUAAAUUGUAGCAUUGGGGACAUAGAUUAAUUUUGUACCUUUUACCAUAAGUUGUGAAAAUGUAUACAAGAUUGGAUUCCAUAUAAAUCAGGCACUGCUCAAAACAUACAUUAAAAUCUUUAGUCUACAGCUCUAAAAAACAAGAUCUCAGCCUGCAUUUCUCAUUUUAAUGAAACCUUUAACCUCACACCUCUUUCAAGGAUUGCUGUUAAUUAUAUUUUCGGGUAACUUUUUAAACUGAUUCCAGUUUGUCUUUAGCUCAGUGAAUUUUUAAAAUGGAGAGAAGAGCAUAGCAUUUUUAAAAAUUGGGGCAAGACAUUUUCUGAAAUAUGUGAAAAAAAUUCUUCACCAUUGGCUUGGUUGACCCAGUAUCUUUGAAUGCCAAAGAUGUAUGAAUCCAGAUACUGCCUGCAUAGAUGUCAGUUUUAGUUUUGUGUGCUUAUAUGCAUAUACACAUUUACUGUGGUUUACAAUGUUUUUUUUUUCCUGAGUUUUGAACCAGCUCACACGUCUUCCUAGUACUUUCCAGCACAUAAACUUGCAAAAUAAUUAAGGUAAUAGCUAUAAUAAUACUCUUUCUUGCCUUCUGCAAAAUGAUUUGAUCAGUCACAUUCAAAACACAUCAUUUUCACAAGUUCGAUCAUUAAAAACAGUGUAAUUCUAGCUGACAUGAUUUGAGAGUUGUAAGAGAAAGGUUUACAUGUUGUGAAACUGUAUUGGUUGUGACUCACUGUGGCAUUUCAGUUUUGAUAGUUAUGUGAUUCAAGUUUGCAAAGAUUUAUUGCCAAAUUUUCACUAGACUACAAUGAGAAGAGCUAAUAUGAAGGGAAUGCUCUCAAAAUAUCUUGUGUUCAUUUUACUUAGAAUAUAUUGUUUGAAUCAAUUUAAACCUAUGUAAAAGUUGGUGAAGGUUCCAAAAUUUUCCAAGAAAGCAUGAAAAAAAUAGAGAUGAGCAAAAAAAAAUUCCUUAAUGCAAAAUUAAUGAUGAAUUAAAGGUUUUCUAUGAACCUUUACUAUUUUUUGCUAUAAAUCUAAGCGUUCAGAAAACGGUGUAUCUUCAGUGAAGGUCUAAAUUCUCAAAACUAUAUGGUAUGCUUCUGAUGGCUUCUUCCAUCACUGGUCUUUUGAAAUGCAAAUCAGUGCUUUUUAAGCCCCCAUCCCCCCAAAAAGGAAGGAAAGAACAGGUCUUGGAUUAUGGGACUCUGUCUCUGUGCAAAGUGAUUGGGAUUUUGUUAAAACCAUGUGUCUACUCUUGGUCCCUAGAACCAUCCCUCCCUCACACUCCCACACUACACCUGGAUAAAAAGUAUGAAGUGGGGCACCCCGGUGGCACAGUGGGUUAAGUGACUGCCUUUGGCUCAGUUUAUGAUCCUGGAGUCCCAGGAUGGAGUCCCACAUUGGGCUCCCUGCUCAGCAGGGAGUCUGCUUCUCCUGCUGACCUGUCUCCUCUCAUGCUCUCUCUCUCAUUCUCUCUAAUAAAUAACUAAGAAAAAUAUUAAAAAAAAAAAGUAUGAAGGGAAUCUACAGAGUCACUGAAGAGUCAUAUUGAAGAUGUAGCUCUGAACCAACAAAUUUUUGUUCUCAUAAUUUAGAACAUUAAGUAAUUAAUGCAUUUAAUACCACUGAUUGAUUGUUCAGGGAUUUGACUACAGUUUUUAAAAGAAUCAAAAAUAAUCACACUAAGCAAAUUUAUCCAGAGUAGACCUUAUGGAGCGCCUGGGUGGCUCAGUCAAGUGUCUGCCUUCUGCUCAGGUCCUGAUCCCAGGGUCCUGGGAUAGAGACCUGUAUUGGGCUCCCUGCUCAGUGGGAAGCCUGCUUCUGCUUCUCCCUAUCCCACUCCCACUCCCCCCUGCCUGUGUUCCCUUUCUUGCUGUGUCUCUCUCUGUCAAAUAAAUAAAUAAAUAAAAUCUUUUAAAAAAUAAAAAAGUAAACUUUGUUUCAGGAGCAUCCUUGCCCCAAAUAGAUUUUAGGGCAGAAAUGGAAAAGCCUUUUGAGUGAUUUCACGCCAAGUUAUUUUUGGAAAAGCUUCACUGGAGUGGAUGAAUUCUUCUUUAAAUAAGGGAGGGAGAAUUUGAAUUAAUUUCAAUUUUAAAUAUUUUGGGGGAAAGGGGGUGAUAGUUCUACAGCUUUUGACAUACAAGUGGUCUUUGGAAUUGUUUUUUUUAUCAAGUGUAAAGAUUCACAUCAGAAUGACCAACUUCACAUGGGUUUCUCUGUUCCCUGGUGCCACUCCUAACCUGAACUCAUCAUCAUACAGUUGCCAUACUGAGGUGAGAGCACUCAGGAUGAAUGUAGUCACGUUACUUUGAAAGUGAUCAAAGUGUUUUCUGUAGUGAGGACUUCAGUAUUUGACUGAAUUAUAGAGUAUGUUGAAUGGUAAGUCAGUCAGUUCUUUUUAUCACUAACCUUGUUUGCACUUUUGUAUACCACUGCUUGCACUAGCAUCUCAGUGUGGAUUUUAACAAUGGUUUCACAGUGUAUACAGAUUGUUAAGCAUAAUUUAUAUGAAGAUGUUUCUGUUUACCUUUAUGUAUUUUAUAAAGAACAGCUACGAUUGAUGGUUAAAUGUUCUUGAAUUGAAUUGUGUUUGUAUGUUAUUUUGAUUUUGUUUUAUUAUUCACCCCCUAUGAAUUUGAGUGUCAGGAAUAGAAAAAUAAAACGCUAACAUGGUCUUUGAAAAA